CUACGUGCAACGCGUGGCCUUGGAAUUUAGCGGGAGCCUCUUCCCGCACGCGAUCUGCCUCGGAGACGUCGAUAAUGAUUCGGGGCAUCACCUCAAAUCACUUUGCCUUUCGAAGCCUCCAUAGAAGCUUAAAACGCGCCUUUGCUGCUCUUACACGUGGCUCCUUGCGCCGGAACACACUGCUGUACUUUUCUGCCUCUCCACCUCACCACCCCAUUCCUAAUGCCGAGUUUCUGUAAUGCCUGGUUUCUGUAAUGCCUGCUGCAUAGUACACCAAGCGUAUGGCAACUUGAAAGCGCUACACCUUGGUUGGAUUACAAAAACAAUUGACAUCUACCAUCUCCGCAGCUGUUCUUUUUCUCGUUGUUGAAAUGCAUUAAUACAGAUAAAGCAGGUAGAACUAUGCCUGGCCCACAGUUAACACCAAGUGUUAGUGUUGUUAGUAUUUGAUUCUGUUUCUGCAAAUGUUUAUUCAAGUGCCCAUUGUGUGCGCCAAGGACUCUGCUAUAUUCUGGGAAUUCCAAAAUGAACAAGACAGCCCCAGCCCUCAGCUAGCUCACAGUCAGGUAGGGUGAUAGUCACCAGAACAACGAAAUGUAAGGAGGUGCAUUGAUGAAAAUAUGUAGAAUUUUGAGGUGGAGCAUCAGAGGGGAUGGGGGCUGUUGCUGGUGUGAGACACUCUUAACAGACUCUUUUCAUUCAUUAUUCCCUAUUUUUAAUGCAAAGCACCUUAUUGCCAUCCUCUCCUACCCUCUGCCCCACCUUCCUAUUCUGCCGUCUUCUCAUUCUCACGUCCCUAACUGUUCUGUGCUCUCUUCCCUGGGGGAAAAAAGGGCUAGAACAUACCCCUGCCCCCAGCCUCCUUUGUGCUGUGAUAGAGAAGAUAUUUUAUGAAGCCUCUUUUGGUUCUACUCCCUGUAGGGAGGAAGGAGUUAUUCUCAUAAAUUUGUAUUGUUUUUUGGACUUUCACAUUUCGUAAUAUGCCAAGCAAUACAAUUUUAUGAGAAAAUCAAGAGAGGCAUUUUCAAAUAGUAAAUUAACAGAGUGACUUUAGGCGUACAUGAUUUUCCGUGUUAUCUGAUGGUCUUCUUUGUUUAAAAGGGAAAAAUACCUGUCUUUUUUCAUAGCUUCAUGGCAUCAGCUUUUUUGGAAAUUGUACUUUUCUAAGUAGAUUGCACCAAUACACUCAGUUCUACAAUAUUAGAUAUAUUGUACUACUUUUUUUUUUUUAACCCUGAGUUGUAAGCUCCAUAAGGCUGGGGAUUUAUCUGCUUUUUCACUGCUAUAUUCCCAACACUUAGAAUUGUGCCUGGCACAUAGUAGGUACUCAGAUGUUUGUUGAAUAAAUGAGGAUUGUUAUGGAAAGCAAAUGUGAUUAUUUGUCCCAAAGCAAUUUGAAGGGCUUUGCAUGUUAUUGAUAAAUAUAAUUGAAAGAAGGGCAAGUAGUUGAGAUCGUUGCCUAGUGGUACAUGUAUGUAUGCACGUGGUACAUUCAGCCUGCAUGAGUGUGGAUAGAAACGCUGUUAUUAGUUCAGCAUUUGGGGCAGGAAAAAGACUUAUUUCAUCCUCAUAAAUCAUUAGCCUAAAGUUCUUUGAAACUAAUUUGUUUCCUGGUAAGUUGUGGGGGAAGGGAAGCCAGGAAUAGGAUGCACACCCUGUAGGACUGCCCAUGGAAGCCUGGCUACACCAGGGGAAAAUCUCUAGAAGGCUAUAGCAGAUCAGAGAUCUCUCCUCCUGCCUCCUUUAGUAUUAUAUGGCGACUGUACCCUCUAGCUGGGGUUUCUUAGCGUCCGUGAGUGACCUCCAGAGGCCAGAGCCAGGAUCAGCCACAGGGAAGCAGAACUGCUGGGAAGCAUUAUAGCUGCCAGGAAGCAGAUGGGCUAGUUUGGAAAUGUCCUCUUCCGGGAGACCAGCCAUUGCCUCACUGUCAUUGCUUGGUCUUGCUUAUCAUUGCCUGGCUGGGCCACAUCUACUUGGUCACUGCUCUUACCAUACCCAUGUCUGUGCCCUUGUUAAAACUGUAAGGUCCCCCUCAGUAGGGAGUCUGUGGCAUUUAUCUUUGUACCCCUAACUCACUAUCUACCUUUACCUGGAAACUCAAGGGCUGACUGAGCAUUCCCUUUCAUUCUGAUUUUUCUCUGUUUCUUAAAAUCUUUUUUGUUAAUUGUCUAGUAAUUAAACAUUUAUCAGGGCGCCUGGGUGGCUCAGUCAGUUGAGUGUCCAACUCUUGAUUUCGGCUCAGGUCAUGAUCCCAGGGUCAUGGGGUCAAGCCCUGUGCUGGGCUCCUCACGGAGCAUGGAGCCUGCUCGGGAUUCUCUCGCCCUCUGUCUCUCUGUCUCUGUCUCUCUGUGCCCCUCUCCCCCACUCUCACUCUCUCUCUUUCAGAUUAAAUUAAAUUUGGGGCACCUGGGUGGCUCAGUCAGAUAAGUGUCUGAUUUUAGCCCAGGUCAUGAACUCAUGCUUCAUGAGUUCGAGCCCCAUAUUGGGCUCUCUGUGCUCAGCACAGAGCGCACUUCAGGUCCUCCGUCCUACUCUCUCUGCCCCUCCCCUACAUAUGCUCUCUCUCAAAAAUGAAAAAACAAUUUUUUAAAAAUCAAAUUUAAUUUAAAAGAAAAGCAAACAUUUACUGAGGUGCUGGUAUGGACUAUGGCAUUUGCUGAAUGGAUGUAUAAAAAAAGAAUAGAUUGUGUGAAAGAUACCAGGGUCCCUAGCCAUGGAGGCCUUUUAACUAGAGGCUGAAAACCACCUGGUAUUAGUGCUUGCUGUAUGCCAGUCACUGGUUUGUUUGUUUGUUUGUUUGUUUUUUAUUGUUUCUUCACUUUUGAGAGAGAGUGGGAGUGGGGCAGGGGCAGAGAGAGAGGGAGACACCGAAUCUGAAACAGGCUCCAGGCUCUAAGCUGUCAGCACAGCGCCCAUGAACUGUGAGAUCAUGACCUGAACCAAAGUCGGACACUUAACUGACUGAGCCACCCAGGUGCCCCUGACAGUCACUGUUUUAAAGGCCUUCCUCUGUUAUCUCAGUUCUUAGAACAACUUUAUUCAGUAAAUACCCUUAUGAUCUUUGUUUUAUAGAUGACAAAAUUUAAGCAUAGAGAGCUGGGUUCAAAUCCAGGCAGCUGCACUGAGCCUCUGUGCUGUGCAGCCUGCCCCCAGUGUGUCUGCCAAAGUCCUCUGGAGCGGCCGAAAUGGAAACAUCAGUUAAAUGAAUUGGUGGUGGGGGACACCAGCGGGAAGCUGUUUGUGUAUAAGAAUGAUGACAGUCGGCCGUGGCUCACCUGUUCCUGCCAGGGCAUGCUGACUUGUGUUGGGGUUGGAGAUGUUUGUAAUAAAGGAAAGCCAUCCCUCCUAUGCCUCUGCCUCUCCCAGAACCUGGUGGUGGCGGUGAGUGCUGAGGGAUGGUUUCACCUGUGUGACCUGACGCCUACCAAGGCCCUGGAUGCUUCUGGGCACCACGAGACCCUAAUGGGAGAGGAGCAGCAUCCAGUCUUCAAGCAGCACAUCCCUGCCAACACCAAGGUCAUGCUGAUCAGCGACAUCGAUGGAGAUGGGUGUUGUGAGCUGGUGGUCGGUUACACGGACCGUGUGGUACGGGCUUUCCGCUGGGAAGAUCUGGGUGAAGGCACUGAACAUCCAACAGGGCAGCUGGUGUCACUCAAGAAGUGGACACUGGAGGGUCAGGUGGACAGUCUUUCAGUGACUCCAGGGCCCUUGGGUGUUCCUGAACUGAUGGUGUCUCAGCCGGGCUGUGCUUACGCCAUUCUCCUGUGUACCUGGAACAAGGACGCCAGGCCCCCUCCCACCUCUGAGGGGGCCCCGGAGGGCAGCAGGGAGGCCCCGGCUGCCCGAGAUGUCAUGUUGCACCAGACUUCCGGCCGCAUCCACAACAAGAAUGUCUCCACCCACCUCAUUGGCAACAUCAAACGAGGUGAAGGCCACAACUCUGAGAUGGGUGGCUCCGGCCUCUUUGCCCUCUGCACCCUGGAUGGGACGCUGAAGCUCAUGGAGGAAGCGGACAAGCUGCUGUGGUCGGUGCAGGUGGAUCACCAGCUUUUUGCCCUAGAGAAACUGGAUGUCACGGGCAAUGGGCAUGAGGAGGUGGUUGCCUGUGCCUGGGAUGGACAGACGUAUAUCAUUGAUCACAACCGCACCGUCGUCCGCUUCCAAGUGGACGAGAAUAUCCGAGCCUUCUGUGCAGGCCUGUAUGCCUGCAAGGAGGGCCGCAACAGCCCCUGCCUCGUGUACGUCACGUUCAACCAGAAGAUCUACGUGUACUGGGAGGUGCAGCUUGAGCGGAUGGAGUCGACCAAUCUGCUGAAGCUGCUGGAGGCUGAGCCAGAGUUCCAGAGCCUGCUGCAGGAGCUGGGUGUGGAUCCUGAUGACCUCCCAGCUGUCUGCGCCCUGCUUCACCAAACCCUCUACCAUCCAGACCAGCCCCCACAGUGUGCUCCUGCAAGCCUUCACGAUCCCACCUAGCUGGACUUGCCCUCUUAGUUGAAGAAGGAGCCUCCUGAAGCAACCCACCCCCCAAGGUAUCCAUAGUGCUGGAAGGAUUGGGAGUAGACAUCACAGAGGAGCGUGGAAAGAUGGCAGCAACCUUAGGGAAGCUGUGAACUAUAGCCUUCAUGGUCUCCUUGGUGAAAGAAGAGGAGAGUUGGCCCUCGGCCCUAUUUCCUUAUGUACCUCACCCAUCACAUCAGCAGAAUCAUAGAACCCCAGCCUCAUUCCACAUCAUCUGGGACUGCCCCCUUCCUAGACCCCGCCCCCCCCCCCCCCCCCCCACUUCCAAAUCUCAUUGUGUGGAAAACAGACUUGUUCAUGAGGAGGGAGCACAGAUCCUUUGCAUGGCUCUGAUGCCUGUAAGGAAACCAGACUUCGGAGCCAGUAGGGCAAUGAGAUAAGGGCUCCCGCAUCCCAAGCUCCGUCUUCCAUGGCACAGCUCCAAGUCACUGGCAUUAGGGAUUAUUACAGGAAUGGCACACUGUUUUGCUUUUGAAGCGGGGGUCUUUAAUUAUCUUACAGUCUGGUCUUAAUUGUUCCCAGCAACGCUGAGAUGAUUGUUUUCUUUUUACCAAAGAAACUGGGCUAGCACUUUCUCAUUUUGCCUUGUUGCUUGUGCAACUUUGUGGGCCUUGCCCCCACAUCCCCCCAAAACACCUUUAGAAUCCGAUGUGGGUUUAUGAUCCAGACCACAAUCAGAAUUCUAUCUUGGACCAUUUAUAUUCCUUCUGCUCUCGAUUCUGUGCACCGUAAGUUAGUGUUUUUCACGUUACAGGCUGCGAUUCUUUGGUGGGUUGUGGUCAGCAUUGUUUGAAUAAACGAAAUGGGGUAGAAUAAAAUAGAAGGAAAAAUAUCAGAGUGUCAUACUCACAGCAUAGGGAAGUAUUGUUCUGUUAUAACUGUACAUGUGCAUGUGCAUGUGCAUGUGCGUGUGUAUGCUAACUGCUCUGUAAAAUGUAUUUCCUGCUGUGAGUUGUGUUCAGAGGAGUCAGAAAGCCAUUGCUCUCAAUUAUAUUAACCCAGCCAGACGGGUCAACCUGGGGAAAGGUCCACAUUCACAUCACCUUUCUGUAAGGGAAUAAGGGCAGAGUUACCAAUUUGGACUCUGAUCGACAUGGAGGGAAACCAGAGAAGGACAUGAGCAUAGAGAAACAGGUGUUUAUUCAAGUGGAGAAGCAGCUGGGCUGAAGGCCUGCCACUGGGUCUGGGGUCUGCGGUUAUAGAAGCAGCAGGAGGCAGGAAGGAACAAGCAGAGCCAGGAAAGCAGAGGUUAUGGGGCAAGGCAGUGAGGGACCAGGGUACCCACAUUACACGCGUGGUAGUGAGCCCCCUCUUCUCUUGAGGUCAGGGACUCAGCUGGGAAAGGCAAGACCAGAUGUCACAGGGCAGCUGGUUCUCCUCUAGUCUACCCCAGGCUCACAAUCUUGUUUCCACCCCAAGGUCCUAGUUCCCUAGCUGAGGUUAGUUACACCACUGUCUUCUUCUCCCCUUCGUCCGUGACUUGAGAGACUCAAACCUGCCAGAAAGACGCUCAGGGUGUCUGGCUCCUUAAGGUUUGGGUUCCUCUCUUUACAGUGAAGAUGAAAAGCCUCCUUGUUUUUGUGCUUUGGCUCAGAGCCUGGCAAGGGAUCAAAAUAAGAUUCCAAAAUAAGACUAGCUCAAGCUCAGGAGGCCAGAGAUGAGGGGAAGGAAGAACGUCUAAUGAGGUGAGUAGUUCUAGAAAUAAGAAAGACUACUGGUUAGGUUCCAAGUCUGAGUACGGCCAGGCCCUGCCAUCCUGUCCACCUUGUAGGGGCAGUUCCCAACAGGGCUCCUCACCAUCCCCCUGAAGUGUAAAAAAGCAAGUGGAGGAGGAGAGACACCUGGAGAAAUGCUAGAGGUACACCCAAGGUUUUGCACAGGGAAAUCAAAUAAUAACUGACUUCCGACAUUUGCAACCCCAGGAAAGGUAACUGAGAAAGCUUCUGAAGCUCCUCUGCCAACUCGCCUUUCUACUGUACCGGAGUAUUCUGUUUCCUGUUUCUUCCCCCACUCAGCUGUGAGCAGAUGUGCGCAGAAUCAGAAAGGCAGGCGGCAGCAGGGACAGGACCCCUGGUGGGUGAGAUGUGGCAGUCUAGCUGCAAGAGGUACUAAGCCCCAGGAGGGGAAGGGAGAGGCAUGGGAGUGAAGGCCACCGAGGGGUGUGUGGGGUGGAUCUGGAGGCAGGUAAAGGACAGUACGGGCUGCAGCCUUUGACUUGGACCAGUUCCUACCACGCCACGCUUACAUCCUUUUCCACAGUCCUGAUUUGGAGGGGAACGGGGAGGCCAGUCCCCUGAGAUCAUGGGCCCUCUUUCUGGAAGUCUUCUGGAGGAUUGGGCAGUUGCUGAGAAGCAGAGAAGAAUGUGGCUGACUGAGGCCAAUGGGACGGCAGGGUCAGGGUGGUGACAGAAGGGACAGACGUGGUAGUCCCAGGUACCUGGCUCUAGUAAUGCCCCAUUCCCCAACAUGGCUCUUCCCCGAGGCAAGGUCCUUCCCCCGGGGACUGACUGGUUCAUCAGUCACUGGCCAGGCUCUUGGUACAGAGGCAGGAAGGGCAGCUCUGGGAAGGGGGCCCUCAGCCGCAGCACUCCAUGCUCGAGGUCGAUGCAGCACUGUUGGGGGGUGGGGGGAAAUGUGUGCUUCUCUCAGCAGGUAGCCUCUCCCUCAGCCCUCCCCCCCCCAAACUUUCCACAGCCCCCAGCCCCCUGCUCCUUGCUCAUCCCCCUGUUUCCAUUCACCUGGAACUCUGGGGUUGUGGGCAGUGGGACCUGGUUCUUAUGUUUCACUUGUGGGCAAAUAAGGAACCUCUAAGGAAGCAAGGUGAAAUCCCACAACUCUGAGCCAUUCUCAUCAGAAGCUGGCCCACGCUUCCUCGCCUGUGCCUUUUACCUCUUUAUCCCAGCCCUUUGGAUCAGGCCCCAAAUGUGGGUCAAGCGCCCGCAUCCUUCUUACCUUGAGAGAAAGCAGAGUCUGCAGUCCAAGACAGAAUUCAGGACUCUCAACAUCUGCAGGAAUCGUUUGAAAACAGAAGAGGCUGGAGGGCACCCAAGGGUCACAGUGCCCUGUGAGCACUCACUCCUUGUCUUCCCUCCCCACCCCCAGCUCUGAGGAUCUGGGCCCAGAGAUUGGGGGCACCUCAUAUGGUGCCAGGAGAGGAAGGCGGAAGAGGAAGAAGAGGCUGUGAAUGAACGGAGGACUCACCCACAACCUGGGCUGAGCAGGCCACCGUCUCCUGGCCCAGCUGUAGCUCCAGCUGCUCCACCUGCGUGGGGGGCCCAGGUGCCACGUCCCCACCUGGGGCUUUGAGGACCUUCUUCCCUAACCUGUGGUUGGGAAGCAAGGGUUAUGGCCACCACAGCCCCCAACCCCAAUGCCUUUGUCAGCUGACGCCCCUCCCCCUACACGUGGGUUCUCAUCCAAUCCCUUGCCCCCACGUGGGGUCUGAAUCCUUGUCUUCUCUACCAGAGCCCCCAUCCAAUCUUUUUUUUUCCAAUUAUAGCUCUAUUGGUAUAUAGUUCAUAUACCGCAAAAGCUACCCUUUUAUAAAUGCAGAGGUUUUUAGUAUAUUCAUAGAGUUAUGCAACUACCACUACUAUCUAAUAUCAGAAUAUUUUCAUCACCCCCCCUAAAGAAACCCCAUCCCCCUUCCAUCCUUUUAGGCCGCACUCUUACCCCAGGCGGCUGAGGCACCCAGCCGAGAUCUGGUUGUGUUGGGUGCCUGUGUCCACGGCCACCCGAAGCUCCUGGUCUCGGCACUGAGAGAGAGGGUCGCGGGGAGUCAGUGACAAUGGAUUGGGCUUGGAUCCUUCACCUUUCCCAGCCCUUUGAUGACUCCCUCUCAAAAACGAGUGAAGGGAAUGAACCAAGCCUUUCAGAGUGAUCUUUAUGGCACUCAUGCAAUUGAGGCAAAACUGGCUCUUAGAUGGAGGAAUCAAAAAAGGAAAUAGAGCUGUCUAUGGGGAGAUCAUACACUUGGGAACCACUUGACCAGAAAUGGAGAUCUGUUUGUGUAGAGGAAUUCUUGGGAAGCUGGGGGCUUAGGUUAGAGAGGUCUAGGUGAGGGAUACAGGAGGGGUGAGAAGACCAGGCUGUCUCGCCGGGAAGUUCAGAUGAGGGUAAGCGACAGGUUUACCACGGAAACAGACGGGUUCACUUUCUUCUGGAUAUAUACAGACAUUUGUGGGUACACUUGGACAUCCCAAAUGCAUGUCAUUUUCUCAAUCCAGACUUCUGCUGAGCACCUGCUAUGUGCCAGAGAUGUUGUUGGAAGGUACAUCAAUGAAUGCUAUGCUCGGGUGUAGGGGAGGUGACAUGUAACUAAUGCAUGGUAGAAAGUUUUAAGGUCUAUGAAAGGGUUGUCAAUAAAGUGUCCUGGAUAUUGAGAGGGAGGGGAGGCUCUUUCUCCCCUGGGGAAAUCAGAAAAGGUUUCAAAGAAGAGGUAACAGUUGAGGCUUUAAAAGGUUCUAGAAUGUGGCCACAGACUGGAGAGCAGGAAGAGGAAAUGCCACACAAAAGUGGUGGCAGAGGAGUGGUGGGUGUUCAGUACCGCUGGGGUGGUCAAAUGGCUCUAGAGAGGACAAGGCUGUCAUCGGGAAACACUGGCAAGUAUUUACACAUGCGCAUUUGGAGAUUACAUUUGAUAAAAGGGUUGGCAUGGACACGUGGAAUUGCACGGAGGGAAGAUGGGUUGAGGUAGAAAGUAGAGAAUGUACAGGAUCCCAUUUUUAGGUCCAACCUCGGGGGAGAGGUGCUUUUUCUCCCUCCCUCCUUCCCUCACCACCCAGGGGAGGAAGGAGAGUGGCGGAAGUGAGCCGUUCACAGGAUCAUUCAUGAAAGCCAGUGCCCUGGGAGGCCUCUCACCUUGCAGUUCACCAGAAGAGCAGGAAUCUGUGUCUUGCUGGUCUUCCUCCUGCUCUCCUGGCUGUGAAUCGGGGCCUGCGCGGGGGGAGACUCCCCCUGAAACUGACUCUGGUUUCCCUCCACCAGGCGUCUUUGGAUCACACUGUGCGGC
This is a messenger RNA of Panthera uncia (snow leopard), 9529 nucleotides long. It is a transcript of the gene ITFG2, whose product is annotated as integrin alpha FG-GAP repeat containing 2. Lineage: Eukaryota; Metazoa; Chordata; Mammalia; Carnivora; Felidae. Bases 3073 to 4473 code for a protein of 466 amino acids. The transcript has 13 exons. Gene Ontology annotation, molecular function: protein binding. Gene Ontology annotation, cellular component: KICSTOR complex. The record is from RefSeq and is a predicted model, not a curated record. Gene Ontology annotation, biological process: regulation of TOR signaling.